Stegostoma tigrinum is the source of this 4816-nucleotide messenger RNA. It is a transcript of the gene arhgap19, whose product is annotated as Rho GTPase activating protein 19. The transcript is spliced from 12 exons. Gene Ontology annotation, molecular function: GTPase activator activity. NCBI's taxonomy places the organism in Eukaryota, Metazoa, Chordata, Chondrichthyes, Orectolobiformes, Stegostomatidae. The record is from RefSeq and is a predicted model, not a curated record. Gene Ontology annotation, biological process: regulation of small GTPase mediated signal transduction; signal transduction. Gene Ontology annotation, cellular component: cytoplasm. Bases 76 to 1554 code for a protein of 492 amino acids.
UGGAAAAGCACGCAGUUUGAAUUCAAACUGACCAAUGGGAGUAGAGACCACAAACGGUAGCGCACCGGUUGGAAGAUGUCGGAAUCUCGGGACACAAGCUGUAACAUAGUCAUCAGCAAUGAACCAUUAUUCAGCAGAAAGCCCAUCAUAUUCAACCCCGACUUCUUUGUAGAGAAACUUCGCCAUGAGAAGCCAGAGGUGUUUCUAGAACUGGUUGUGAGCAACCUAACACGUCUCAUCGACCUUCCUGGGACUGAGUUUGCCCAGCUGAUUGGUGAGGAGGAGCCCUGUUUACCGAGCAGCACCAGUUCCAGUUUCUUCCGCUCAUUUAAUUUCCUGAAACGUAAAGAGAAGGGAGUUGUGUUUGGAGCUCCACUAACAGAAGAAGGAAUUGCUCAGGUUUAUCAGCUCAUCGAAUAUCUCUACAAAAAUCUCCACGUGGAGGGUCUUUUUCGUAUUCCUGGGAACAGCAUGCGACUGCAGUGCCUGAAAGAAGCUUUAAACAGUGGAAUAGAUGUAGAUCUGAAUUCUGGAGAGUUUCAUCCAAAUGAUGUAGCAACUUUAUUGAAAAUGUUCCUUGGAGAAUUACCAGAACCUCUGCUCAGUCAUAGACAUUAUAAUGCUCAUCUCAAAAUAGCAGAUCUAAUGGUGUUUGAUAUGAAAGGGAAGAAGACUGUUCCUGACAAGGAGCGUAAAAUUGAAGCUCUACAGCUACUCUUCCUGUUGUUGCCUUCAGCCAAUCGGAACCUGCUGAAGUUACUACUGGAUCUUCUUUAUCAAACUGCCAAACUGCAGGACAAGAACAAGAUGUCUGCCUACAACCUGGCACUUAUGUUUGCUCCACACAUUCUCUGGCCCAGGAAUUUGAUGGCUGCAGACCUUCAAGAAAACAUCACCAAACUGAAUAACAGCACAGCAUUUCUAAUUAAACACUCGCAGAAGCUUUUCCGGGCACCAGCAUAUAUUCGAGAACUUGCCAGAUUGCAGUUCACAGGAUCAAAACUUUCAAUGAUCAGAGACGAUCUGGAUUUAUUGCCAGCUCAAGAUUGCCCGGAUUUGCUCAUUAUGAAAAGUGCAAAGCGGAAUGGGUUGCAUUCAGUUUCAAGAUUCAAGGAGGAAACGCAGCAGCAUACAGAGGAGGCCCUAAAGGAACUUUUUAAACAUGUCAGCAAUAUGCCCAACUCUGCCAAGAAGAGAAAAUUUGUGAGACAGUUUCAUAAAAGCUCAGUGGCUGGUACUCCUGAAGGAUUCAUUUCACCAAAACCAGAGAAACACAUGCGCUCCAAGUCUUUUGGCGGUCGUAUUAAGCGUAAAGUUUUGGGUGGUCAGCAUAUUUCUGAAAGAAGAAGCAAAAACCCAACCCCAGAUAAAGUGACUGAAAGCCAUGGAUACCCUCAAGUGGAUGACGUGGAGAACCUCAAGCAGAAGUGCGUGGAAUCAGCAGCCCUGCACUUCAGUCGUAUCCGGUCAAAGUCCACAGAUGAAAUCCUCGAUGGCAGAAAGGAAACCCUUGGAGUGAACCAAAUAAUCACAACCAGGGAAUCGGCCAUGUAAUUCAGUCUUCCUCCCCCUUCAAAAUGUCUCAAACUGUGAAACUGGAUAUGUCCAACAGAAUCACGAAGAACCACUAACUGCCCAUUGGAACUGAAAAGUUGGAUGUUUGGAAAGACUAUUAGUUUCAACAACCUGUGUAAAAGUUUAUAGUCAGGCUACUUCCAAUUUGCAAAGAUGCUGCCUCAUUUAAUGGGGAGGCCAGUCUACAGAUCAGGUAAUGGUGAAAUUCUCACAGGCUAUUUGAGUGCAAAUGAACAAGAACCAGCCAGACCCUGGGAUGGGAACUAUAGAAGAUGCAAGUUGUCGAAAGAUGCGGCUGUUACUGGUUGGUCCUAACCUGCUGGCUUGCAACGUAUUUAUUUCAGACAUUUGAUAAUUAUUGGUCUUACUCCAUCAAGCCAUUCAUCCACAUCCAGCUCUAGUAGGAACCCUGUCCCAUCAGGUGUUUGAUUUGUAACAAGCCAAAAACCUCAGGAAGGGGUUGUAAAAGGCAAUGACAAAUGAUUGAGAUUAUAUUUUGUGCCUUCAGUAAUUCUGCAGUUAUUUAGUUUUAAUAGCACAAUAUUCCAAUGGUUAUUAUGAGAGUGUGUAAUUCCUCUGCAGCCUGUGGUAAAUUAUGCCAAGAAACAAUUAUAUUUGAGUCAGUAGGAAGGAAAGUAGCAUGGGGGUAAAAUUGAAUGUUGAGCAACUUUAAGGUUUGUUGGUUAUGUGGAAGAAACCAUUAACAAGAGAAAAUCAUUUUUUUCUGAAUGAAUUUGACUAAAGUUUAUCUUCAAAUUAGCCAGAUUCCUCUUUUUUUAACAUUUUUGUUAUUUAAACCCUGUUACAUGUGACUCUUUUACUGUAGCCAUUCAGUCACUGACUGUAGGAGAGAAAGAUAGACCACGGAAUUAAACUGUAUCAAUUAUCAUCUUGAACCUAGACACAGCUGGGAGGAGUGGUUAACUCUAUCACUGAGCUCAGCAGAUGAAAUUGACAGAUUGGACUAUUUUUCUAAGUAGUUUCUGAUAAUAUUUGAGUUGCACUGGGUGGUAGAUACUCAGAAUCAAGGCUGCAAAAUCUCUAAGAAUGAGUGUGCAAAGAAUAGUCAGUAAUCGAGAAUCACCAAAGGAAUUGAAUGUGAUUUUUUCUGUAUGUCACAAAUAUCAUUUUAAAUAUUAAUGUCCUUAUAUUUAUGUAUAAUAUAUUAAUGUUUUAUAGUUUUGUUGCCUUAUUAUCCAGACCAUAUUUUGACAAGAAAUCAAUGCAUCACAUCACUUCAUUUCCUGGCUUUCUGUAAUUCUAGCUGCAAACAAAAUCAUUCAUUGAUCUGAUGUUUAGUGCCAGAAGUAAAAACACUGCGAACAUUUUACUUAAUUCCACCCACCACCACCAACAAGUAGCACCUUUCUGAGCAUACAUUCCUUAGUAUAGUACAGUGCCAGUGUUGUAUUGAAGGGAUGCUGUAUGAAGUGAGAUAUCCAGUCUCUGCCCUGGUGAUUAACAUUAUUCCCAGAACUGUGUAUUUUGCUCAUAUUCAUAUAGGCAAAGGUUUUACCUCAACGGUCAUUGUUUUAUCCUUUUAUUUUACAAACAGCAUCAGGAACAAUAUAUAUAUACAUAUUCAGUUGAACAGAAAAUCCUGGAGUGGUUUCACUAAAGGGUUACCACUUUCACUGCAUGUUUGUUGCAUACUGGCCCUGGGCCAUGACUCAGUAUCAAUAGUACCUGCUCCAUCCCAAAGAGUUCCAAGCAAAUCGUUAUACCUGGUUUUUUUUUAAAAAAAGGAAGCUCUUCACUAAAUCACUGGAACAAGAGUUCAGAAAAGUCAGUGUGCUAUUACAAUGGUGCUAAAGCCAACACAACUUCAUUUCAAGAAACAAAGGACUGUUCUUGAGUUUGGACAACCACAGAAUUAUGGAUUUUGAUCCAAUCAAUCAGUUUUUGUCAUGGCCCUUUGCACUUUCUUGGAAAUGGAGAGCAAGUUCCAUAUUGUAUAAAACACCACAGCAGGACUGCGCCCCUGGCCAAGCUCAUUUAUGUCCACACCAGCUGUUCUCACCCUGAGAUUGGUCCUGACAGCUUGGGUCUUGUUUUACUCAACAAAUCAACACUAUGCCUGUAAAAUGUACACUUAGUAAACCAGGGAGCUGUAGCCUGUGCAGUUAUUGAUAAUCUACCAUUGCCCCUUGGAAGGAUUAAAAAAAACAAUUCUUGUUAGUUUAUCAAAUCAUUGUUGAAUGAACAGCUGCAGACAACUGGAAACAAGGGCAGCAAGCCAGGUUCAAAGCAACAGCAUGAUUCAGGCUGGUAUUUAAAAAACACAAAAGCAGAAGACCUCAUCUCUCAACAAUUAGCAGUCCUCCAGAUUAAAACCCAUUAAUAAAACAGCAGCAUCAGGAAAACAGACCUAACCAGUGAAGUUUGAUACUUUGGAGAUUGUAAACUUUGUACAAGGCAGCUAUGAAUGUUUUUUUGCUCAAGCAUAAAGAUUAGAUCACACUAAAAUUGUUUCAGGGGCUAUACAAAAGUGGCAGUAAAGCAGAGGGUCCGGAAAUAAUUAUUUAAACCAGAUCUGGUUAAUAAACAGCAAAUAGCUGCCACAUCAGCCUCAGAGAAAGGUUUAUGCUGGUUGAACCUGCCACCUAAAAGGACAUACAUCGUGACCCUUAUGAAAAUACCAAGAGUACAAUUAACAUUGUUUCUUAGAAACACCAAAUGUACCGAAAAACACAAUUCUGUGGCUCAUCAGUAUCCUUGGUCGCUUAGGAACUUACAUGGGUGUUCAUGAGUAGGGCAAGUAAUCAAUCAAUGAAAUGGGAGCAUAGUAAAAUCUGAACGAUGGAACAAAUUCAGACAAAAGCUAGGCUACACAUUGGCAAGAGGUAAAUAUUCUGCAAAGUGCAAAAUAAAACAACUGGUCUGCUUCAGUUCAAACAGCAGCCCUGACAUCAGCCAAACCAGAGGCGCAUGAAUACAUCUGCACUUGCAGAUUAAUUUAUAAAAUUGUCACACAGAACAAGGGUCAAAAAUGGGAACAAUGUUAACAGCUUCUGAACAACACUCCUACUAAGUUCUACAUGUGCAGUACUGCACAACAGCUUGUAAGGUAUGCCAAUAACCUUGUUCUAGUGAAAUACCUUUAAAACUUUCAAGCAAACUAGUCCUGUGCAACAACAGAGAACAGUGGUGUUAACCAACAGAUCAAUAGAUACAUAAGGCAGCAUUUUGAAUACAAUAAUAUAAUUAGUGAUAGUUCAAUCUUUCACACCAGCUUUUUUUU